This is a messenger RNA of Adineta steineri, 876 nucleotides long. NCBI's taxonomy places the organism in Eukaryota, Metazoa, Rotifera, Eurotatoria, Adinetida, Adinetidae. The record is from the annotation of a GenBank genome assembly.
AUGUUGUUAAAAAAAUCUUUUUCAGCAAAUAAGAAAUCUAAAUCAUCGCCAAAAAUAUGUCCGAUUGUGCAAGAUGUAGUUCCACGUUCAAUAGCUGAUGGUAGUGAUAAGAAGUGUUCAUAUACUUGUUCAUGUUGUCCUACUAUAUCGAAUUGGUGUGUUAAAGAUGCUUUUGGUAUAAUAUGUUGUUUUGUAACUUGGUCUCUAUUUUUAUAUGGACAAUUUGUUGUUGUUAUUAUUAUUUAUAUGUCAAAAACUUAUUCAUUAUUGAAUUUUAUUAAUUUAUUUUCGAUGCAUUUUCUUGCAUUUCUUGCUUUAUCUUCAUAUUGUCGGGCAAUGUUUUCGAAUCCGGGUGCUAUACCAUUGAAUAAUGCAACAUCGGAAAAGUUACAUAAAGUCUGUAAACGAUGUAUAAAACGAAUGGAUCAUCAUUGUAUAUUUGUUAAUAAUUGUGUUGGACAAAAUAAUCAAAAAUAUUUUAUUUUAUUUACGUUUUAUACAUGUGUUGUAUCAAUCUAUGCAUUGAUUUUUCUAUAUUUUCAUCUGACUACUUGUAUCACAUCAAACUGGACUGCAUGUCCUGCUUGGUCACCACCGGUUACACUAUUCUUUACUAUAAUUCUUGCAUUAGAAGCAUUUUGUUUUUCAAUAUUUACUGCUAUUAUGACUGGUAUACAAUUCGUGUGCAUUUAUACUGAUACGACUGGAGUUGAAUUUUUUCGUGGAAGAUCAAAAUCUAAUUUAAAACGGAAUUCAUUUCUUUCGUCAUUAAAAAUUGUUUUUGGUGCACAAAUUGGUUUAACAUGGUUAAAUCCAUAUUCUAAACCAACUGGUUUCCUUACUCAAAAUGAUGAACAAAUUUCAUUUGAUACUUAG